AUGGUGCGUCGACCGUUCAUCAAGGCAGCACUCGAUGGAGUGCUACCAAGCAAGAAGCUCAAGCGACAGAUCGAGCACAUGCAGGGGACGCUCCACCACGCCCACGAGGCGUACGAGCAGGCCACCCACGACCUCGCCGCCAUGAGUACACAGAUAGACAGCCUCAGCGCGGAGAACGCGCAGCUACGCGCAGACCUGGAAGCCGCGCAGGCCAAGGUCGCGCAGCUCACGGCCGACCAAACCGCCCUCACGGAAGCCCACGAAAUGCGUGUCUACCGUCUCGAAGCCGAGCUGCGGCUACAGGACGCGCUCAAGCUCCGAUUCAAUGCCGAGCGCAUGGCGUCCGAGCUCGAGGCCAUGCAGGCGCACGCUGAGCACCAGCGCCGCCUCAACCAGCUCGAGAGCGACCUCAUCAUGGCCCGCGAGACCCUCCACUGCUUCAUGCGCCAGCAGGCCAAGCUCCGUGCCAGCGGCCAAGGCGACAUCAUGUCGGCCGCGCAUGUUCACGCGCUCGAAGCCAAGUGCCGCGAUCUCAAUGACGACCUCCACGUCUACAUGCAGCUCAACGCGUUUCUGCGCCAAGAGAACAACGAGAAGACGCUCGCGCUUCAAGCCGCUCUGCACAACUUGUAUGACGCCAAGCGCAAAACGCUCAAGUCGCCGAGGAAGCCAGCGCUGGUGGUCGAGCCAGCACCCGAGUACAUUGAGGAUUGCACGUCGAGCUCGGACAGCGAGGACUUGAACCAAGAGACGCAAUACGUCGACUGGGACGCCGACCACGACGCCGCCGUCUUUCAGAGCCUCCACGGUCUCAUCCAGAAGCGCGCUCUGAAGGCACUGACGCCGCUGCAGAUCCCCACCAAGCCGGCGAGUAGCCGCAUCCACCACGCCAAGGGCAUGGUACGCAAGCGCAGUCCGCGCAAGCCCCACGCGAGCCCGAAAGGCAAGACGUCCAAGGUCUGCCACACGGCCGAGGCCACCGCAGUCUGCUGCAUCUAA
Saprolegnia parasitica CBS 223.65 is the source of this 999-nucleotide messenger RNA. RefSeq lists its product as hypothetical. The transcript has a single exon. The record is from RefSeq and is a predicted model, not a curated record. Bases 1 to 999 code for a protein of 332 amino acids. NCBI's taxonomy places the organism in Eukaryota, Oomycota, Saprolegniomycetes, Saprolegniales, Saprolegniaceae.